CACCCACACACACCCUUACCCCCUAACUGACCCACUGCCUGCAACUACUUAUGUAUCUCUUCCCUCUUCUUCCGCUUCUUCUUCCCUCUCCCCCUCUUCUUCCUCCUUACCCUCGCUCGCUCUCUACCUGUUGCUGAUUGUCCCGUUCCCACAGGAAGAGGAAUUUUUCCCUUUCCCACCACACUCCUUUUAAGACAAGCAAUCCGGAACACGCAGCAGAACCCUCUGCAUAACGGAAAGAAUUUUACUUUCGUGCCCUCGCUCCUUACGUUACAUUUUGCCCAUCGUCAUUCGAUUCUGAUAUCGGUCAAUUGCUCUUUACAUAAAAGAGUAGUCGCGCUCCCUUCGAAUACGAGAUCAUCAGUUUCUCGAUAUCGUUGAACGACCUCCCCCAAUUAAUUUUUUUCUUUCCCGCUUUGAGUGUCCUAUACCUUCAUUGUAAGCAUGGGGUUCAGCGCUAGCCUCGUACUUUUCGUGCUCGCCCUGGCAGGCUCCUCCACUUUGGCUGCUGCCCAGCCCCAUGGAAAGCAUGCUCGUGUGCACGGUCGCCAUGCUAGGGCCUUGAAGGAACGCUAUAUGGUUACUGAGCUUACGACUGUUUGGACCACCAUCCAGUCCACUCCUUCCAGCUACCCCCUCCCCACCGCCGGUGGAUCUCCUCCAGAGGUUAAGGACAUCAAGGUCGAUGCUCCUACCCCCACCAAUCCUCCCAAGAAGGAUGACAAGAAAGACGACAAGGAUAAGAAGAAGGAUACUUCUGAUUCCGACACAUCAAACACCAACAAGGGCCAUGACUCCAACGAAAACACUGGGCGUGAAUUUAAGGAUGGUGCUAUUCCCUGUAGUAAGUUUCCAUCAGACUAUGGCGCAAUGGAAUUGCCGUGGCACACAAAGGAUGGAUGGUCUGGCAUUCAGUACAAUGGUGGAAACGCCGACAACGAGGGUGUUUGCAAGGAGGGUUCGCUUUGCUCGUAUGCUUGUCCUCCUGGGUUCAGCAAGGCUCAAUGGCCUUCGGAUCAACCCGCCUCUGGCGAGAGUCACGGUGGUCUUCUCUGCAAAGGCGGUGUCCUUACUCUCACGCGCCCUGACUGCAAGUACCUUUGUGAGCCUGGUGCUGGUGGUAUCAGCGUUAAGAACGAGCUGAGCAAAGUUGUGGCUGUUUGUCGUACCGACUAUCCUGGUAAGCUGUUCUGUGGUGUUCGUUAAUUUAGUGUUUGCCCUAAUAAUGUAUAGGUUCCGAGAACAUGGUUGUGCCCUUGCAGUGCGAUCCUGGCACGGAGAAGCCUCUCACUGCCCCUGAUGCUGACUCCCCGACUGCCUACAAAUGGAAGGGUGGUGCCACUUCUGCCCAAUACUAUGUCAACAAUGCUGGGGUUAGCGUCAAGGAAGGGUGUCUCUGGGGUAAGGAGGGUGGUGAGGUUGGAAACUGGGCCCCUUAUGUAAGACUUAUACAUCCUGCUGAGCAAUAGGCUGUCAGAUGCUAAUAUUCAUACAGAUCUUCGGUGCCGGAAAGAAGGGCGGUAAGAUUUGGAUCUCUGUCUCCAAGAACCCCAACAACAGCAAGCCCGCCAAUUUCAAUGUCUCUGUAUGUGCGCCCUGUCGUUUUACAUCCUGGAUAUCAAUACUAACAUAAUUAAUAGAUUGUUGGUGGUGUCGGCGGCAAGAAGUGCGAGUGCAUCAUGGGCGUCUGCCAAGAUGGCGGAGCUGGAUGUACCGUUACAGUUGAGCCCGGUCAGAAAGCUUACUACCGUAUGUGGGAGUAGAUGUGCAUUUUUAUUUGGCAAUUUUGCAGUUUUUUCUUUCUUUCUUUUUCUUGGUGUUUGGAUAUGGGAUCCCAGGAAGUGGAAAAAAUCGGUCAUAGUAUGUUGACAAUAUAGGGGGAUAUAUCUCAGGUGUUUGGUUUGAAGUAUUUUGUCUGUCAAGCUUGUCUAGUGGUAAUGUACCUUUAUUAUUCUUCAUGUCCUGAUAAUUUCUGGUUGGAAAGGAACAUCAUGGGCCACGCUCACCAUCCAGUUUCUAUUCCUGUUUACUAUAGCUAUUUUACAUCCUGUCGAUGUUUUCUCCUUUCUUCUUUCUUUUGUGUGGAGGAUUAUCGUACAGUACAUACCCAUCUUUCACAGACUAAUGGACACGGGUCACUUGGGAUUCCGCGAAAAAAGCGGGCACAGAAGAGAGAAAUCUUGGGCUGGUUGAUUU
Molecule: messenger RNA, 2196 nt
Organism: Tuber aestivum (summer truffle)
Lineage: Eukaryota; Fungi; Ascomycota; Pezizomycetes; Pezizales; Tuberaceae
Source: the annotation of a GenBank genome assembly